AUGUCAACUGCCCAACGCAAACGUGGAGUAAGCUUCCGUAUUCAUUAUUGUAAUUCAAGCGAUGUGUCGUAUGAACUCAAUGCUGCGGAGGAAAGUCUUGUUUCCUUUCGCCGCACCCCAUCUUUAACCGAUGUUGGACAGUUUUUGAUUCCACCAAAACUAGACGCCGACAAGGACAAAUUGACGGUUGUUCUAGAUCUGGAUGAAACGCUUGUAUACGCGCGGAUGGGACCACUUUAUGUGCGCCCCGGGAUGGAGCAGUUAAUGACCUUUUUAGCGGAGCAUUGCGAGGCUGUGGUGUGGACGGCAAGCAUGCACCUAUAUGCGGAUGCGGUUGUAGAUCAAAUCGAUCCAUGUGGUGCGAUUCGCCACACCAUUUACAGACACCAGCGCUGGUUCAAUGGUCAGUCCGCAACAAAGGAACUGCAGCUGCUCGGCCGUGAUUUAGACUCCACUAUUAUCAUUGAAAAUACACCAGACUGCCUGCUGGGCUAUGAGCAGAACGGCGUCAUUGUCGAGGACUACGAAGGGGGUGAGUUAGAGGACACGACCUUGACAAGAUUGCUUGACUUCAUUAAAGAUCUGGUGGCGCAGCGGGCAUCUGAUGGUAUCACCGUACCGGAGUUUAUCCGAAACAGCCAUCACUUACGUCUGGGUGAGUUGCCAUCGAACAAGGGUUCCUCACUGAAGUGCUACUGCUUAAAAUCGGCUGACGAGGCCUCUGUCUCUGAAGCGAUGCACAGAAAGCGAAAACCAUUUAAUCCGCUUAAACCCUCCACUCUUAGCCACGAUCAACGCACGGUUAAACAUAUCUUGGAUCGAAAAGAGGGGAAGUCGCUUCAAAACUGGAGACAUAAGGGGCGAAUUAUGAUUCACUAG
Molecule: messenger RNA, 879 nt
Organism: Phytomonas sp. EM1
Lineage: Eukaryota; Euglenozoa; Kinetoplastea; Trypanosomatida; Trypanosomatidae
Source: the annotation of a GenBank genome assembly